Molecule: messenger RNA, 2412 nt
Organism: Patiria miniata (bat star)
Lineage: Eukaryota; Metazoa; Echinodermata; Asteroidea; Valvatida; Asterinidae
Product: CMP-N-acetylneuraminate-poly-alpha-2,8-sialyltransferase-like
Exons: 9
Coding region: 352-1701 (449 amino acids)
Biological process (GO): N-glycan processing; oligosaccharide metabolic process
Molecular function (GO): alpha-N-acetylneuraminate alpha-2,8-sialyltransferase activity
Source: RefSeq, a predicted model, not a curated record
GAACAAUAGCUAUAGUACAAAGUCUACCUUGCAUUGAGUGAGAUCAAAUACAUGUACAUGCACGUACAACCCGUUGCACUGCCAUCCCCUUCUAGUUAGCCGGAGCUGAAAAGCCAUGAUGAUGAUGCAAAUUGCACCAACAAGAUUACUGAUUAAAGCGUAACCGGGGAGUCAAACUCCACGCUGUGGUGCUCUUCACGUAGGUCUACACGGCAGUCCUGUUAGGCCCGCCUGGCCGGGGUACCACUUUUGGUCCUGUGAAGACUUCAAUCAAAACCGUCAUCCUCCGCGCAUUGAUAGGACAAGCUCCUAUGCUUAUCAUCCCUACUCAUAAUCAAAGGAAACGACAACAUGAUCAUGGAAGAAGCUUCUCGUCACACAAGGUGUGCCCGUCCCAAGGAUUACUGGUGGAGUAGUAAACACGUCUACCCAGACAAACCAAGGAUCACCUGUCCUUCCAUCUCUCGCUGGGCCGUACUGCGCAGUAAACGGGUAUUGUCAACUCCAAUAUGCCGAUCAAUUCUUUUUGUGUUGACCUUAAUGGUCCUUACUUCAGUCAUGCUCAGUAGUCCAACCACCGAUUUCGAGAUGGAAGACAGGAGGGAGAAUGUACAAUUACGCAAAAGUACUCCUACCCUGGCCAGUGUAAGGUCGACAGCAAUCACCAAUACGAGAUUACAAGAAGUUGACGAGCGUGUUGAACAGACAACUAACUGGACAAUCAAAGAUGAAUUGCAGCCAACAACUAAAUCUUUCGGACCGGCUAGUGUCUUUGCACAGAAGUACGCCCCUGGUUACUCUCAAAACGACUCCGAGCUUUUUAGCUACCUCGCUGCCCUCAGCAAGCAGAAAUGGGUGUACAAUUCCAGCAAUGCAAAGGAGUUCAGGGUCGACUUACGAGCUGCUCUAGGGAAAGAAGGACGGUUUGAAAACUUCAUCGCAACACGACGAAAUACGCGGCCGGACCAAAAUAUCAGCUUUUAUCUUCGUGGCUCUAUGCUAAUGUCCAAAACCUUGUGGAGAUCGCUUCCAAGGGGUACAAUAUAUAAACGUAGACGUCAUCGGACCUGCAGUGUUGUUGGCUCCAGCGGUGUACUGAACGGAUCCCGAUGUGGAAAUCUCAUAGACAAGGCAAACUUUGUCCUCAGAUUCAACUUGGCUUAUGUGAAAGGCUAUGAAGCCGACGUUGGCACCAAAACACACUUCACGACGUUAAACCCUUCAUUAGUACACAAAAGGUUUAAUAGGCUGAGGACCAAGCAAAACUAUGCAGACUUUGAGGAGGUCUUAAAGCAGUUUAAGGGCAGCCAACUGUGGCUGCCAGCAUUUGCUUCCACCUUGCAACAUCGAACCCUCCUCAGAGUCGCGAGUGCUGCCCGAUAUUCCAAGCUAGUCACGCCCAUCCUUGGCCACCCUGACCACUACACCACCGUGGCAAAGCUUUGGAAGAAAACGUUGAAUGUAACUGGCUGGACCACAACAGGUCUGCACGUGUUCACGUCCAUCUUCGAUCUGUGUGACCGAAUUGAUGUCUUCGGUUUCUGGCCGUUUGCCAAAUCCUUGGAGGGCAAGACGUUACCAUACCACUACCACGACGGCAGACGAGGCGCGUCAGCUCACAGUUUCACCAAAGAAUUCAAGGCGAUAUUGCAUUUGCACGAGCUUGGCAUUAUCAAUUUUCAUUUGGGUUCAUGCGUAUGAUCGUUCUAUGUGACCUGCUAAUUUUGUUACAUGUCCCAGAAAGCAAUUUUAAACCUUCCCGCCUGCUUUAAAAUGCAUCAUAUGGCGCGAAACGGAGCUAACUUCUAUUAUGGACCAUAAGUUUUACUUUUUGUUCAGUUGUUUAUGAUGUUAAUAACAAUCUCAGUUUAUUUUAUAUGAAUAGACAUUUCUUUUAUUCAAGGUUUAAAUGUUUGACAUUCAAAUAAAUUCCCAUUUAUCUCAAUUCAUAAAAUUAAAGGGAGAAGCAGUAAUGUUUCAAAUCUCAGUAUUUUGCUUGAUAAGAAAUCUUUAUAGGGCAGGGCCGAAGGCAGGGAGGGGAGGUGGGCGCGGACGAACGCCCCCCCCCCCUAAAAAAAUAAAAAUAAUAAUCAUAAUUAUAAUAUGCAUGUCCACUGUUUCCUAGCAAUUGACAUUUGAGGUUUACUCAAAUGAGUCUUUCCAUGGGUAAUCAAAUGUUUAUUAGACAUGAAAAAGCCCACUUCUUGGUAAAAACGACCCUCCACUUCCACCUGGCUGGCUACGAGCCUACGGCCCUGCGGGGGGGGGGGGGAGUUUAGAUUUUUAGGAUUUCCUAUUGAUGAUAUCAUCAUCAAAAGUCACUUGAAGUACUGCCAAUUCAUUGAAAUUGUGUAAAAAAUGGAAGAUUUGGAGUAAUUAUCACAAUAAAUAUUGCUCCCUUUGAAAAACAAA